Molecule: messenger RNA, 306 nt
Organism: Perkinsus marinus ATCC 50983
Lineage: Eukaryota; Perkinsozoa; Perkinsida; Perkinsidae
Exons: 6
Coding region: 1-306 (101 amino acids)
Source: RefSeq, a predicted model, not a curated record
AUGCUACUCGGACGAAAGCCGCCUCUCACAAAUGAGGAAGGGGAGGAGGACAUUCUUAAUCGUGGUCCGAAUAAAACGGAGGCUGUCACUUCGAGGAAGGGUGCGGUAAAUGAAGUGAAGGAGUUAACACCAUUAAAAUCCCGACAGAAUUCUGAAAAGCUGGAGGAAAAUCUUUUUGAAGAUAUUGGGGUUCAUUAUGAGCAACCGAUUACGUUGGAAAGUGUUGAUAGGGAAAGGCAACGACUAAUUGACGAGUUUUUCAAGCCGAUUAUGAACAGGCGUUCGGAACGUGACAAAAAAAUUUGA